Messenger RNA from Ostrea edulis (European flat oyster), 1893 nucleotides. RefSeq lists its product as uncharacterized. Gene Ontology annotation, cellular component: membrane. NCBI's taxonomy places the organism in Eukaryota, Metazoa, Mollusca, Bivalvia, Ostreida, Ostreidae. The record is from RefSeq and is a predicted model, not a curated record. The transcript has 3 exons. Bases 80 to 694 code for a protein of 204 amino acids.
UAAACUUGGAACCGUCCGAAGGUGUUGACAUUCCAGGUAGAUGAUCUAAUGGUGGCAAUAGCCACAAUUUGAAAACAAGAUGGCGAAGUCGAUGAUCGCCUUAGGUUUUUCGAUAGUGGCUUUCGUGUUUAUGGUGGGGGCCUUUGCCAGUCCUUACUGGGUAGAAUCGUUUAGUAAAGCGGACAGUCGAUUUGUGAAGGCGGGUCUCUGGGAAUUUUGUUUUAAUGAUUACACGUUUUGGAAGGACUACAAUGGAAAACGUUACAAAGGCUGUUGGUAUAUUUUCUCCGACCAGUACCGAGUGAUAUGGGAGUGGCUAUCACCACCUUGGUUCAUUGUGUGUCAGGUCAUUGCCAGUGUGUGCAUCCUGUUCCAGUUCAUCGCCACCGUGAUUUUGAUUCUACUCGCCCUGAAUUAUUUCCCAAUAUAUCUACAUGAGGUGAUAUUAAUGGGAGGAAGUUUCGUGUACUUUUUUGUUGUGGUCCUCAUUCUGAUCCAGGCCAUCAUUUUCGGGAUUAAGAAGGAGGAUCGGCAGUGGGUUCCCAGGCCGGAUCAGAACUACCUCUCCUGGGCCUAUGGAUUCUUCAUCAUCUCCGCUUUCUUUACAUUAUUCUCCGCUAUUACACUUGUAAUGGCUUCGCGAGAUUUUAAGAAAGAGUUAAAGCAGGAUUAUCCAGACAGACGAAGCUAUUAAUAACCAACAAACAGACCAAGUUUUAUAUGUGUAAUCUCAACUAUGCAAGAAAAAUGGAUAAACAAGCAUGUGUGUGAAUGGUUGUACAAGUCACGGUAUAUUUUGUGUGUUAAGAAUUAAUAGUUCUAUGUGUGAUACAGUUUUUAUUUCCUACUCAAAACAUCACUUGGGGAGAACUCUCGUAUAUUACGUCAAAAUUAACGUCAAAUUUGGUGACGUCGUCAGGUUAAUAUAAAGUUUUCCGUUGAAUAUAUUACAGCUACUAUUGUAAAUAAAGAAUAACAAUGCUCAUUUUCAUAAAUGGCACAUUCUCAAAUACCAGAUUUAGUAUUUUGGUGAAUUUCCUUGACAGGGCAGAUUUUGGCUAAAACCGUACCUUGUUCUUUGUAUGCAUGACUACAGUACUGUCCAAACAGUACCGUCCAUUUGUGCUGUGAACUUUGCACAGACCUGUAGCUCUUUCUGUUGUAUCUGUAGUAUUCAACAAGAAAAUCAGUACUACUUUGACUAAAUGACAGGAAUGACAUGAGAAAGCAGCAUUCAAGAUGAUUCCAUCAAUCAUUUCAGCAUGGCCUUCCUUUUCUGUUAAGUGUCAUUGUAUAUAACUUUCAUCAUACACUGUAUAUCUCAUAUUGAUUUUUGUGACUCAAAGUAUGUAUUUUAGAUGUUUUAUAUUCUAUCAUCAUUAUUACACAUUUUUAUACUUCAAUUUUUGUGUCAUUUUCAGUAAGCAAUACUUUUUUUGCAUACUUUGUCAGUCAUUCUCUGUGGGAUUUUAACAUAUUGUUUUAUUACUUGUAGUUCACUUUUCUUCAAAAUGUUUUAUUCCGAAAAAGAUGAGAUGAUCGAUGAUUCACAAGAAAUUUUGAAUUAUUCUUUGAAACACCAUAAUUUCUAAUUGUUAUCAGUCAUAACAUUGUAUAUUAAUUCAUUCUGAAUAUGGGAGCAGAAUAUUUUAUGUCUUGUUUUCAAUGUACAAAUGAAAAAUUUAUUUUUCAUCUUAUUUUAGUUUCUGACACUCUUAAGUAAAACAUGAAAGAAAAUUAGAUUACAUAACUCUGGUCAAGAUAAUAAAAGUAUGUAUCUUUUCCACUCAUCAACAAAAUGUAUGCAUUUUGUAUGUACAUUAUCCAGAUGACAAAUUUUGUAUCGACAUUUGUAAUACAUUCCUUUUUGGAAAUAAUAAAGAACAAAACUAC